UGGGUAUUAUACGCGACGAAAAUUUCAGAAUAUUUAAAGUACUAGCCAAUAUACUAUACUAAAUUAAAUAUUUAAAAGCACAAUAAAAAGGCCUACCGCACAACCAUCAUUUAACGUGUGAGUAGUUUGAAACAAGAAUAAUGCAACAUGGCAAUUUAUUAAUAGCAUUCAAAGAUAUUGAAAGUAGAAAAGGCUAAAGCGUUUCCGUGUUUCUUCUACUGUUUUGAUGUGGAGGGCAUGUAUUUUUGUUUAGUCGCCGUGACUUAAUUUUUGGUAAAGGGCUAAAUUUAUAGCUACCCUGCUACCCCUCUCACUUGCCAUCUAUUGAUUUUUGUAUAGUACAGUAUACACUAUAACUAUAUAUCUAUACCUACACUGUACUAGUAGUGUACAUUGACAUUCAAAUUGGUAAAAGUGCAGUUCAGGUGCGUAUAUUAUUUCUUAACGCAUUUCGUAUUUUAAAUUUUUUUUAUCAUUACGUGUAUUCUUUAAUAAUUAAAUCUUUUCUUUUUCUUUUACUUCUAAAGAGUCUUUAAACAUCCCCCAACCAAAGUGAGAAAGCCCCAUUUGUUUGUAUUUUUCUUUUCACCCUAUGCCAGAUUUUUAGCCACCUAUGAGCUAGUAUGCUAAACGAAAUUUUCAAACUGUAAGCAUAUUCACAAAAAAGAAUGAAAUACUAGAUUUUUUAUUACGCGCAAGCCCCCCCCCCAACUUUCUUUUUUUUUUCUCUCAGAGCGCUCGGAAUAUAGGGGUUGUCCUUUGAAGUCGGGGGAUUAGAAGUGGAUCACUGAGUAAGGCAGUGGACACACUUGACUUAGUAAAUGACUAGAACUUAUUUUAUUAACAGCUACAGUCAAAGUUUAUUCUAAUAAUACAUGUUGAUUUGUAAAACAAGACUACAAACUUAAAAUAAAUGACAUGCUGAUUGUUUUGUCAUACUCAUAGGAAUAAUAUAAUAUAUGGUAUACAUAUGUAGAAAAUGGUAAAAUAAAAAGUGUAAUUGUCAAUUUUAAACAAAUAAAAUAAAUAAUCCCUUUAUUAUUUGUUUAUGCUUAUAAAUGCUAAACAAUUCCCCAGAAAAUCUGCAAUUAAUAUCUAAAAAAUAUUAUUAUUAUUAUGAUUUUUGUGAAAUUAAAAACAAAAUUAAAACAAAAUUUUAAUUAAUUAUUACAAAUAAGUGACGAGUCAGCAUUUUUAUACAUUUUUUAAGAGGCAAAUAAUAAAGUUUUUUUUUUAAAUAUUUGCGGCACAUUAACAAAAAUUAACCUAUAUUUUGUGGCUUUAUUUAGAAGUACUCUUAUUUAACUAUGUUCCCUGUAAAUAUUAUAUUUUUGUCUCAUUUUUUAAUAAAGUUAUAGGCGUUAAAAAAAAAGCAAAAUGAGGGUCACAAAAUGUUGAGGAAAAUCCCAUAGUAAUAAAGUGGUUUUGAGGUCCCUACUAAAAAAUUCAUAACUUUUGAACCACUUGAGCUAGAAAGUUGAUCUUGGUGUUUUUGUAAUCUAUUCUCCAGGCUCUAUACAGCUGUAGUAUUUUUAUAUUUUUAUCUACUAAAAAAUUCAUAACUUUUGAACCACUUGAGCUAGAAAGUUGAUCUUGGUGUUUUUGUAAUCUAUUCUCCAGGCUCUAUACAGCUGUAGUAUUUUUAUAUUUUUAAAAAUGUUUUGAAAUUUUCAUCAAAGUGGCUACAAUUAGGUACUACUUUUAGGGUCAAUACAAAAAGAUAUCUGUGUGUUACGUCACAGUGCCAUCUCUUUGCAAUUACCACUUUUGGUAAUCUGCUAUUUCCAGCGUCGGAUAUGAAAAAAUAGUGUUGUUCCUGUUUGAAGUGCCAUUUAAAGGGUUAUUCUUUUAUUGAAGUCCAUUAAUAUUACAGUGGAGAGGGUCACUGGGUUUUUGGAAACAUAAAAAGAGAGAGUUAGUGCUGCUUUCUUAUACUUAUUGAAGUGCCACAUCGACGUGUGAUCACGUUACAGGAGGACAUAGUGAGAUAUAUCCAUCCAGGCUCACUUAUUGUAUCAAACCCUGACGGAUGGGCGGCUUAUACAAACAUAAACGAGAUCAGAAUUUAUGAACACUCCGUUGUUCCACAAAAUUUUGUCAAUCUAAAUAGCGCAGGCGUUCACACAGAGACUUUAGGAUAUAUGUUGCAAAGUUUGGCACAUGCUGCGAUAUUUUCCCUUCAUAUUUGCAUGAAUUCAUGUCUUGCAAUCGUUUUCAUGGAGAUAAUAUAAACUCAAAUUCUGUUUUCUUUUCAUACAUUAAAUUGUUUACAUUUUUCUUUUUGAAAAAUUAGUUAAUUUAAAAAAAAAUUCUGUUUGAAAAAUUAUUAAAUUGUUUCAAUUUUUCUAUUUUAAAAAUGUUGUGUUUUAUAUAUUUGCUGAAAUUAAUAUGUCGCGUCAUAAAAAACAUUUCCAUCAAUUGGGAUCAAUAAAAGAAUUUAAUCUUAUCAAUAAAACAAUAAGUGUUUAAGUAGCAAUGCAAACCAGAAAAACAUGAUUUUUUUUUAUAGCUGACACUCAAGUCAUCUAUCAAAAACAUUCCAGCAGCAUUUUAAUAUAAAAAAAAUAAAAGUUAACUAUAACGACUAAACAAGGGAAGUUCAUUCAAUAUUAGGUCUAUAAAAAACUUAACCCUUAAAUAAAAAGUAAUAUUACUAAUUACCCUACAUAUAUUAUAUUUUUAGAGAUUUUUGUCAUCUUAUUAAUAAUAGAAGAGGUCUAUUUAACGUAAUUGCUUGAAAUUAAAACAUCACCCCUGAAUCAGAUAAUAAAGCAUAUUCAUAAGAUAUACUACGUCUAAUAGUAAAAGCUGAGAUUUUUGUCAUCUUAUUAAUAAUAGAAGAGGUCUAUUUAACGUAAUUGCUUGAAAUUAAAACAUCACCCCUGAAUCAGAUAAUAAAGCAUAUUCAUAAGAUAUACUACGUCUAAUAGUAAAAGCCUGCUAGUAAUACUAAAUAUACUGUUGCCAUUGCCAUGUUGGUACUCUCUUUUUUCCCCAGAUCUUUUCAAAUAGAGGGUGUAAUUAUUUAAGUGUAGCAUGUUCAAUGUUGACUGUUGUUUCUAUCAAUGUAAUUUCUGUUCUCAUUAUCUUUGAUGUGAUGUUCUCUUCUAAUUAUCAUACUUCUUUCAUGUUUCAUUUUCUUGCUGCUUUUACUGCUGUUGACUCUAGUCAUCUAUGUAGUUUCUUUUAAUCUUGCUAAUUCUUUACUACUUUUCUAUCCGGACUACCCUAGCAUGUCUUUUGUUUACCACUGACUUCUUUUCCUUCCUCUCGAGACACUAUAAUUUCAAUAAUUAAUAAAUAAAAUACUAUAGGCUUUGUAUUUGCUAUUUAAUAUAAUGUCAACAAUCAUGAAGUCUAAUGAUAAUAAAUAGUCUUUAAUGAUUGAUUUCUCAGUUAUAGUUUUUUGUUUUACUUAGGCUGUACACUGGAUGAAAACACAAAUGACAUGUUACUCCACCCCACUUCAGGCACAUCCAACUUAUGUCAAUUCUAAUGAAUUUUUUUCUAAACAAUUCACAUCUUCAUAAAAAAGAUUCCGGUUAACAUUUCUUUAAAAUAUAUUACAGUCUAUAAUUAAAAUUAUAUAUCAGUAGCCUACUCUGUUCCUCUUUCAGUAAAAUUAAAUAAAUUUGGACAACUUUUUGGUGAAAUUUAACCAUGAAGAAUUUCCCGAUUAUUGUACUUUCCUGAUUGUGUUGGUCACAAAUCAAUGACUCCACUGUCUACAGUGUAAAACUUAAAAAAUUCACUUAUAUUGAAAUAAUUUUAAUUAAAUACAUUAAACAGAAAAUGAAAGGUUAAAACCUGAAAUUAGUAAUAAAUAGAAAAAGUUAAAGGGAUUGGCAGUUAUCUGACCUUUAGUUGUAGUGUAUUAAAUUUAUAAAGUAAGUACCUACCUUUAAAGAAUUUUGAUAUUUUUGUUGUUUUGUAAAACAGUGUUCUAAUUACAAUACAAGCUGAUGAUUCUAAUUCAAAAAGUCAAGUAUUUCCAUAAAUUAAAUAUUUGUGUUAAAAAUUUUAAAUGUUUAUGAAGUCUUAUGCCAUAACCUUUUUUUAUAUAAGUAAAUUAAUUCAAAUAUUAUUUAUUUACAUGCAGUUUUGAAUUUAUUGCUCACUUAUCCUUAUUAUGUGUAGUUAAGCUCUUAAAUUUUUAUUUUUUAUUUUUUUUUCCAGGUUAUUUAAAAUGGCAAGUCUGAUCUUCUGUAGAAAUGUUGGCCAAUUUUUAACACCACUUCAAAGUCAAGCAUGUUGCAAAACCUUCUCAGUAAUCCAAAUGCAUCAACUUGCUGCAUUAUCGUCACCAAGACUUGUCAGAAAAUCAUACAAUGAACCACCAAAUAGUAAUUUGCUUUACUUUUUUCAUGACACUUCUGUUAGAAAUGUUUCUACAACAUGCAAUCGUCGGCACAAUGACAAAGGCCUCUUUAACUCUUCUUUAACUCAGAAGAAGCAAUUACAGCAGGGUCCAGGAUUGAAUGAUUUUUUAUCAGGCGUUUCACUGCCAUUGCAAGAAAGUGAUGAUGGAACAGACAUUGUAUUAGAAGAUGAAUCUUACCUUGGGGCCCAUCAUUUCCAAGGCUAUAAUAGAAAAGGUUAGUCAAGUCAACAACAUUUGUUAAGCUUUCCAAAUGCCAAGGAAUCGGUUGUAGGUAUUUUAAGGAAAAAAAAGUUUUUAGAGAACGGCCAGGUAUGUGCAAAACUUAUGGGUUGUGGGUUGGCAAGCAGGUUAACUUGCAGACUGAACUGUUUAAAAAAAAAAAAAUUCCUUUCAAAGUAAAAAUAUGAAACUUUUGAAAUAUUAAUUCAUUUUCAGGUUAACUGGUUAAUAGUAAUUAUUUUAUAAAUGUUACAGAAUUUUACUAGUCUUAUAGGCCUUUAUUUCUGGCUGCAUUUGCCGAAACGUUUACUUGAGUAUUAUGUAAAAUUAUUAUUAAAGCUUAACAUAUAUUGUUUUAUUGACACAAAUUGUUCGUGUCUAAUUAAUUUAUUGCACAUAAUGAAAAAAAAAAAUAAAUAAAAUUGUUUUCUUUGUUCAUCUAUUCUCUCAACUUUUACAAAAUCGAUUACUAUAAUAUAUAUUAUAUAUAUAUAAAACAAUGAAAGAAAUUUAUUUGUGUUAAUACUGGCAUCAGAUGGGCCACAUAAUGGAGGGUGGUUGGCUGUGGUUUGGCUAUCCCUGGUUCAAAGGAUGGUGAUGAAAUGUCUUGCUGGCCUGAACUUGAAUAUAUUUUUCAGGCCAUUUAGGAAUAUGUGGGGAGCCAGGCAAGCAUCUUCGCAUGGUGUAUCAAGUCUCAGCUUCAGUUUUUUAUGACAUAACUUCUUAAUUUACAUUUUUCCUAUUAUGUUGUCCCACCUUUGUGAUAUAAAUUAAUUUUUUUCAGUAUUUAUUGAGACCUAUGGUUGUCAGAUGAAUGUCAAUGAUACUGAAAUAGCACAGAGUAUUUUGCUGCAAAAUGGUUUCAAGAAAGCUUCAAAUAUAACUGAGGUGAAGUGAUAAUAAUUAUGUGAUUACUCUAAAAUUAUAUAUAAUUACAAUAUCAUAUAUCAAAAAUUCUAUCUCACCAUUGUUUAUUCAAAUUGUAUUUAACACUAGAUGUGAUUGUUAAAUGGCAAUAGAAAUUUUGAUGAGGAAUGCGCACAAUUGUGUGUUUUAUCGAUAAAAGAGCUUUAGUUUAUUUUGAGAAAUUUUUUUUUUUUGGUUAAUCCAAAGUAAAAAAAUUAUAUAUUUAAAUGUGAAUAGUUCAUUCAGUUGUUAAAUUCAUUUGUCAUACCUGGUUAGGGUUGGAAUUCCCAUAAGGCCAACCUGGGCCAUGGCCUAGGGCAGGGGGUGGAGGGUGUAUAUACAGAAGAAUUAAGAAUCAAAAUAUUUUCAAAUUUGUCAGUAUUAUUUUGAAAUUAACAAGCAUAUACACUAAAUAAAUUGAUGGUUACAUUUGCGCUGACUUAUCUCUAUAGCGUGUGCUGUUUUGCACAGUCACAGGCAAAAAUCAGUUGCUAUUUCUCUCUCAUACAGUCAGUGUUAACCACAUCUUAAAGCAAUAUUUCAGAUUCGGUGUUACAAUAGUGACACAUAAUGAAAACGAUUUUGAUAAAGUUCUAUGUCAGAAGAGAAUCGAUGUAAAUCUUUUGCAUUUUAUGUCAGUUUUAUUUGCUGUUUUUUUGUAUCAAAUAGGCUAUCUGAAUAAUUUUAACUAACAAAAGAAUUGAUUCAUUGAUUAAAUACUUUUAUAGCGCUUGUAUCCAUGCUACUUUAGCAUGCUCAUAGUGCUCUAAUGUCCUAAAAUCUAUUUAAAGAAAAAGUCUCUAAAUGUUUCUUAAAGGAUUUUCUAAUCAUUUUCAAUUUCCCUAAAAGAUUGAGGCAAACUGUUCCAUAAUUUUGGUACUAUAGCUUCAAAAGAGUGCACACCAUAUGACUUCUUUCUGUAUCCUUCCACUUUGGGAACUCUCAAUAAGAACUGUAUUGAAGAGCACAGGUUCUUUGAGAAUACGUGUUUAGAAGUAAUCGUUGUGCUUCUUAUGGGUUAUAUAAGCUAUUUUUGUUUUGUAAAUUGUUUUUAACUCGGUAACUGUCAUAACAGCUUAUCAUCAGCCGUUAUGGCUGCUGUGGUGUUAACAGCCCAUAUAAUGGACCUCUAAGGAAUAUAAUAUUAUAAAUACAAAUCAAAAGUUUUACUCUUGUAAAUUAGAUUUACUACCCAUUUUAUUGAUAAAAUUAAGUAAAAUGUUCAUUUUUUUGAGGGGCUGAGGGUCGUCUAGCAGGGAGGGGGUGGGCAGAAGUAUGUCAUUUGGCACAGAAAUAUGUAAAUCUGGCCCUGCACCCAGUAAUUUUUGUGUGACUGAAUCUGAGCUUUUAGAAAAAGGCAUAAAUACAUUAUAUGACUAUAAUUGUAAGUAUUUGAAAUAUAAUUAAGAGCACCUAAAUAAAUACAUACAAGAAAAAGCAUUAUACAAUUUGAAAUCUAGAACCAAAAAAUGUGUAUUAGAACAUUUGCUAAAUAAAAAAAUUAUAUCUAAUUUAUAAAUUAAAUAAAUGAAACACUUAUUAAAGUAAUAAGAUAAACUGACUGAUAUAACAUAACAAAUUAUACAUCAUAGGCUGAUGUGGUGCUGUUAGUUACUUGUGCAAUACGUGAAGGUGCAGAAGAGAAAAUUUGGACUAGAUUGCAAAACCUCAAAGGAAUAAAAGUGAAGAGAGGCAGGAAGCACCCACUGAAGUUAGGGAUCUUAGGUAAGAGGAAAAGUCUGUAUACAAUUUUUUAGCUUAUUAAAUAAUUACUUUGCAGCACUUAAUGAAUACAAAUUGACAUACCUUCUGCCAACAUUUUUUACGGAAUGCUUGAUAAUAUUGUCUCAAUGGUUAAUAUAGAAGGUUGAAGAAAGUCUGUGAUGAUAUUCUUGGUAAUGAAUAUCUGAAAAUAAGUAGCUUAGUAGUCAGAAUUUUUUGUGUGAAAAAGAUUCAAUCAAUUUUUAUUCCAACUGUUUCACCUGCUUUUAUUAUAUAUUGCACUCCACACCUUUGAAAUUUAAGUUUCAUUAUAAAAUAUCAUCUAGUGGCACUGAUUAAUUAUAAAUAGAUAGUAAUUUGUGACAUAUUGACCAUUUUACAUUUAAUUGGUGUUAACGUUUUUUUGUCUGAUAUUAGACAUUUUUUAAAGUGUUAUUUUUUAGUGAAAAUUACAAUUUUGACAAAAUUAAUAAGCAUUCAAAAUGCUAAAUGGAUCUUAAAAAAGGAAAAUAACUUCUGAUACCAGUUGCGCCAUGUUUUCUAAGAACACUCCAUAAAAUGUCAUCUCAACUUUUGGCCCAUUUUUUACCACCAUUUCAGGUUGUAUGGCUGAGCGUCUAAAGCACAAAAUUUUAGAAAAAGAAAAAAUGGUAGACAUAGUUUGUGGCCCCGAUGCCUACAGAGACUUACCUCGAUUGCUGACUGAGGUUUACACUUCAGAUGCAGCUGCAGGUAUAUUUCUUAUAACUAUUUUUAGCAUGAAACCAGGAAACAGGUUAUUCAUUCAGUUUGAUUAGGAAACUCAGAUUACCUAUAAUUUCUGAUUUCCUUAUAAACUGUUAAGACCUUUCAUCUUUAAGGAUAUGGAAUAAAUAAACAUCUUUUUACUAAAAAAUCUCAAAACUUAAAAACUUAUUUUCUCAAAGCAAAUUGGCUGUCUCUUUAUGGGUCCCAUAAAAUUUUAAACUAAUAAAUUAAUAACAAAUUUGAAAUUGUUACAAACUUAGCCAAACUUUCUCAUGAGUUUUGCUCUUUACUUUUAAAAUGUGUAUUGAGUACCUUAUUUCAAUUUAUUUAUAUUUUUUCUCCAAGUGAAUGUUCAACUAUCUUUGGAAGAGACGUACGCAGAUGUUGUGCCAGUGCGUCUUAACUCAGACAGUCCUUCAGCUUUUGUGUAAGUGAUGGGCAUGAAAAAUAUUUGAUUUUAGUUUCUAAAAUGAUAAACUAUUGCUAAAAUCUAAAGGAAUCCUAUCUUUGUGCUUAAAUUUUGCUUGAUAUAAUUUAAAAAAUUUACCUGCAUUAUUAGCAGUUUCAUUUUUUGUACUAAAUCAGAUCAAUAAUGCGAGGCUGUGACAACAUGUGCACUUACUGCAUCGUACCUUUCACUCGUGGACGUGAAAGGAGUCGACCGAUUUCUUCAAUUGUAGAAGAGAUUAACAUCUUAUCUGAACAGGUCAUAAAGUGCUUAAAUAUAUUGUUUUCCCAUGACAUAUUUUUAUAGAUUUUCAAAAAAUAAUUAAAACAAAGAUCAGUUUAAGUUCAAAGACUUAAAUUGUUUCAUUUCUUUUUUAUAAACUGAUGAAAAGAUUGAAAAAAAAACAAAUUAGGUCAUGUCUUCAUCUCAUAUAUUUUUGUUUUGUGCAGGGGGUCAAAAAUGUAACUCUUUUAGGACAAAAUGUGAACAGUUACAGAGAUUUGUCAAUGGAAGCUGGUGAUCAAAACAGUGAGUCUACUCAACUUAGUACAGGUAAGAACCUACAUUAUAUUUGAUUCGUAGCUAUCUUUUGGCUAGGUAAUACUUGUCAGUGCCUGGUCAUGGACCGCAUCAAAUAACAACAAAACUAUGUAUAACAUGUUGAUUCGUUUUAUAAUGACCUUACUCUUUAGCAAUUAUUUUUUUUUUGCAAUAAAAGCUUUGUUUACUGUAAAAACGUAUUAAUAAUUGAUUAUAUAAAUAUAUUCAAAAAUUAUCUUCAGUUACACACAAUUUUAAUCCUCAAAUCACCAAAUUUCAAUAUAAUGUAAUUGUUUUCAUUGCUUGUUCAUUAGUCUCGUAAACUUAAUAGUCUGCUUAGUUAAAUUUUACACAGACAUAAAGCUGCAAGCAAUAAACAUGAAUGCAAUUAAAUGAAGAAAGUCGAUGAAAACAAGACAUAACUUUAAAAGCUGAAAGUAUUCUUUAUUAUGUUGGAACAAGGGGCAUUAAAAAUAUUCUUUCUUAUCAUAUCCAUACUCAGUCAUUGAAAUUUGAGUCACUGAGUUUUUUAGAUGAUGUGCUAGAUAUGGACUGUAAAAUUGUAUUUCAGGCAUUUAUCAACUUGAUUUGUAUUGACUUCCAGGAUUUAGCACUGUUUAUAAACCCAAGACUGGAGGGCUCAGAUUUGCAGCAUUGCUGAAAGCUGUAGCAGAAGUCAACCCAGAAAUGAGGAUCAGAUUCACUUCACCCCAUCCAAAAGAUUUUCCUGAUGAGGUAAUCAUAAACAGAGAAAUAAACUUACAACAGGAACCGUCAUUACAACAGGAACAUUAAUUUACAACAGGAACCGUCAAUACAACAGGAACAUUAAUUUACAACAGGAACCGUCAAUACAACAGGAACAUUAAUUUACAACAGGAACCGUCAAUACAACAGGAACCUUCAUUUCAACAGGAACCUUCAUUACAACAGGAACUGUCAUUACAACAGGAACCUUCAUUUCAACAGGAACCAUAAUUACAACAGGAAGCGUCAUUACAAGAGGAACCUUCAUUUCAACAGGAACCUUCAUUACAACAGUAACUGUCAUUACAACAGGAACCGUCAAUACAACAGGAACCGUCAUUACAACAGAAACAUUCAUUACAACAGGAACUGUCAUUACAACAGGAACUGUCAUUACAACAGGAACUGUCAUUACAACAGGAACCUUCAUUUCAACAGGAACCAUAAUUACAACAGGAAGCGUCAUUACAAGAGGAACCUUCAUUUCAACAGGAACCUUCAUUACAACAGGAACUGUCAUUACAACAGGAACCGUCAAUACAACAGGAACCGUCAUUACAACAGAAACAUUCAUUACAACAGGAACCGUCAUUAAAACAGGAACCUUCAUUACAACAGGAACCCUCAUUACAAUAGGAACAUUCAUUAAGCUGUCAAAGAUUUAUUUUGAACUAUAAUUUAAGAAAAACACAUUUUUAUUAUCAGGAGUCUGUUAGUAGUUGCAUAGAAGGAGUUUAAAAUUAUCAAAAAGUCAUUGACAUAGUUUUAGCCAUCAAAGUUAUUUUUAAGGCUUAGUUUGAGUAAUUGAGAUACAAUUCUACUAUACUAUAUAGAAUUAAAUUUAACUUCAGUCAUUUUAUAAUCAUGUGUCAGGUGCUGCAGACUAUGCUGAACUACCCCAACAUCUGCAAACAAAUUCAUCUUCCUGCUCAAAGUGGCAACUCCGAUGUUCUGGCUUCCAUGGGGAGGGGAUACACCAGAGAGGCAUAUCUGCUGUUGGUCCAACACAUCAGAAGUAUUUUGCCAGGUAAAUCUCUGGCUUCUCCUGUCAACUAACUUGCCAAACUUUUUUUUUUCUAAUGUGUUAGAAGCGUUAUCAAGUAAUAAUUGAAAUGUGUGUUUUUAUCUAAUGCUGUGAUUAUUCUCUUUGUGCUGUUCCAAGGUGUCAGCUUGUCCAGUGACUUCAUUGCUGGCUUCUGUGGUGAGACAGAGGAGGCUCACCAGGACACAUUGUCACUUAUCGACAUUGUCAAAUAUAAUUAUGCUUUCUGUUUUCCAUACAGCAUGAGACAGGUGAACAGUCUUGUCCCAGUUAGGCCUGGUGUCAGAAUGUCCCAGUUACUCCUGGUGUCAGAAUGUCCCAGUUAGGUCUGGUAUCAGAAUGUACCAGUUAGGCCUGGUGUCAGAAUGCUAUAUUUGCUUUGGUUAGGUUCAUAGUGAAUCUAUGUAACCCACAGACAGGAUAGCAAUUUUACUCAAGUUUUCAUUCUCAAGCAUAGCUGCCUUGCCUAUUGCAAAUUUUAACCCAAAUAAAAUGUUGUAGUUGUAUGUCCAUCAUGCAAAAUUUUUCACUUAAAAACAGACAUAAUGCUUUAAAAUUACUUAAAGCAUUAGGAGAAAUUAUUUUUAACAAAAUUAGUUUUUUGAGAUAACAUAAAAAAAUUGAGUAAUUUACAAUUUUUAAGAAUGUCUGAAAUUUCUUGCCACCUGAAUAAAAAUAUUGACCAAUUUAAAAACUAAAACAGAAAUUUCCAUGACCAUUUUAGAAAACAAAAGCCUAUCAUCGUUUACAAGAUAAUGUUCCAAAAGAUGUGAAAAGUAGAAGACACCUUGAACUGUUUGACAGAUACCGUGUGCAUGCUGACAUCCGCCACAAGAGUCUGAUUGGUGAAAAACAGUUGGUCUUAGUGGAAGGGGUAAGUGUCUCAUUGGUAAAAAACAGUUGGUCUUAUUUGAGGGGGUAAGUGUCUGAAUGGUCAGAAACAGUUGGUCUUAUUUGAGGGGGUAAGUGUCGGAUUGGUAAAAAACAAUUGGUUUUAUUUGAGGGGGUAAGUGUAAGAUUGGUCAGAAACAGUUGGUCUUUUUUGAGGGGGUAAGUUUCUGAUUGGUCAGAAACAGUUGGUCUUAUUUGAAGGGGUAAAUGUCAGAUUGGUCAGAAACAGUUGGUUUUAUUUGAGGGGGUAAGUUUCUGAUUGGUCAGAAACAGUUGGUUUCAUUUGAUGGGGUAAUUUUCUGAUUGGUCAGAAACAGUUGGUUUUAUUUGAGGGGGUAAGUGUCGGAUUUAAUUUGCUAUUGAUUAUUUAACUAACAGGAGGAACAGAGCCUCCAGAAUAAAAAAUAGAUAGAAACUCGAAGUAGAGAGCUAGCAAUUUUAGUUUUAAUUAUAUUUUUUUCAAUUUUGCAUUUUUAUGUUUCUUCCUCCAGGAAAGCAGGAAAUCAUCCCUAGAUUUAUCAGGACUUAAUGAUGCCAACACAAGAGUUGUGUUUCCUAGCAUCCCUCUCGGCUCAGAAAACCUGCACCCCCAGCCAGGAGAUUAUGUAGUAGUAGAGGUAAAAUUUCUUUGGUUAAUAAUUAUUAAGAUUUGUUGUAGAGAAUCUUUUCAUUUUUUUUUCUCUUUUCUUUGUUUCUUAAUUAUAAUUUAACUUUUAUUAUUUUAAUGUUUCCAGUUGUGUGUGAGUGGAUUAGAGAUUGUGUGCAAGGGUUUAAGGAUGACAAUGAGUUUAUUUGUUUUCAUUUUAUAUAAACUAAAUAGCUUCACAUGAACCUAGCAGAUAUAAAAGAUAUUUCAAAAAGGGAGAUUCCAUCAACUAAGGUUUCAUCUUGGUGUAAAUUUUAAAAUAUUUUCUUUUCUACAGAUCACAUCCGGGUCGUCAUUAACCUUACAAGGGAAGGCACUCUACAAAACAACACUUACUGAGUUUUCUAAGAGUUUGCUGCAUGAACCUCGUGUUGAAUAUGUUCAAAGAAAUUUGUAGCUCUAAAUAAAUAAAUCAAAGAUUGAGAAACUCCGUGAUGUUGGACUGUUCAACUUUGUGGUGAUCCCAAUGCCUAUAAUAUUUAAAUGUUGUGUUUGGUAAAUAACCACCAAACAUAUUCUUUAUUCACUCCCUGUUCAAAAAUAUUUUGUGGUCUACAUUCUUACACUAAUGUUAUAUCAGGGUCGGUAGAACAAUUCAACAUGACUGAAAGCAAAUGUUCAUUGAUAAAUUCAAACUACAAACAUAAUGUUUUGCAUUCCACAGUAGACCUAAACCAUUUCUGUCAACAUAUAUGUUGACUUGUUCUAUCAGAAAGUUUGAUCUUAUCAAAGCAGUAAUGAACAUUUUGUGUUUAAGAUGAGUACAGAUUCUGAAAAUGAAGAAACAUUUGCAUCUUGUUUUCCUAAAACCUGUUUUUUGGAUAAGUGGAACAAACAUGAUCCUGCAGAAAUGAUUGGUUGUUGAUAACUUCCACUAUUAAUGUGUGAUGUCACAGCUCUGGAACAAACCUUUUAACGCCCUGGUUCUGAAUUCUAUUCUUGUGGUAAGUUAACAUAAAGCUAAGCCUGCCAAAAAUCUAAGUGAGAUUUGUAUUUAACAGGUCGCUAGCACUCGUGUAUAAUAAUUAUUUUGUGAUCUGUCAGGAAGUAUUAUAACAUUCUCAAACAUAAUAUCUCAAAUCAUGUGAAUAAGUUACAUGUUCUUUAUAAAUGAUCUGUUCUGUUAAUAUAAAAAUGUUAAUUUAUACUUUGAAAUCUACAAAUAUAUGAGUGUUCUUUUAUGCCCAUUAAGGUAUUGAUUUACUUGACAGAUUAAAUGGAAAAAAUUAAGGAAACAUUUUUUUAUUAGCUGAAGGCAAACUAUGAGGGUAGUGUUUGUUUUGUAGAUAACAUUGCCUAAAGUAAUUCUGGCAUCUUGCAAAUUAAAAUAGAUUGUGCAAAUAGUGAGUACCGGUACCG
Lymnaea stagnalis (great pond snail) is the source of this 13648-nucleotide messenger RNA. The record is from the annotation of a GenBank genome assembly. Lineage: Eukaryota; Metazoa; Mollusca; Gastropoda; Lymnaeidae.